Polychytrium aggregatum is the source of this 1580-nucleotide messenger RNA. Its product is annotated as intraflagellar transport complex B protein 46 C terminal-domain-containing protein. NCBI's taxonomy places the organism in Eukaryota, Fungi, Chytridiomycota, Chytridiomycetes, Polychytriales. The record is from RefSeq and is a predicted model, not a curated record. The transcript is spliced from 6 exons. Bases 140 to 1393 code for a protein of 417 amino acids. Gene Ontology annotation, cellular component: centrosome; motile cilium; intraciliary transport particle B. Gene Ontology annotation, biological process: intraciliary transport; cilium assembly.
CAGCAUCAAUGAAGGGGAAUUCUCGACCUCGAAAUCCUUCAGCCGCAGCGAGGGACUCAACGAGCUCAAUAUCGAUCUCGCUGGGUUGCCUGUCGAUGAUCCUCGGGUGAUCGCAGCCAAGCACCAGGAAGAACAAAACAUGAGAAUGGUGUCGCUCAAAGGCUCGAUAUCGGGAAAUAGCCAUAAUUUGUCGGGCUCGCGCUUUGACGAGGUCGACCGUGGCAAGGAGGUUACCCGGCCCAGCCAGGCACGAUCACCGAGCUACUCUAAUGCCAGCGACAUCAAGGAGCCCAUGCCUGAGCGCCACAAUAGCGGCGGACGAAGCGACAGCGAGAUCGAAGAUGAUGAAGCGCUGAGCUUAGACGGGACAGACGAGUCGCAUUCGCAGACCCACAGCACCAGCCCCUCGGACGAUCCGACGGCCAAGUUUGCAAAUGAAUCCGAGCGCCCAACAGCACCGCAAAAGUCUGGCGCUACAGCUGGAGCAGUGUCCAGGCCACAGCAGCAGAGUGCCGGAACCGAUUCAGAGAGAGCCUCAAAAACCAACGGUAAAGGUAACCCAGCCGUCUCCAAGUCACAGAAUCCCCAGUCCACGAUGCAGUCCAAUAGGCAAGGGGAUCUUCCGCCGGAAGACGUCCCGCGAGACGUACAGGAGCUCUUUGCCUACAUUGAAGGCUAUCAGCCCGAAGUCGUUGACCUCGUGACGGAGCUUAAAUGCUUCCUUCCUGAUUAUAUACCGUCGAUCGGCGAUAUCGACCCGAUGAUAAAGAUUCCUCCCCCUCGGCCCAUCGACACAUCAAAAUCCAAGGACAGCUUUUCAGAGCUCUCACUGCUUGGCAUCACCGUAAUCGACGAGCCUGCAGCCAAUCAAACUGAUUCGGCGAUCCUCGACCUCCAACUCCGUUCGGCACACAAAUCGGCGGCCUCAGCGGCACCCCAGCACGUGCGCUCGAUCCAGUUCACAUCAACGGCUGAAAGCAAGGGCUACAAGAGCCUUUCACAGUGGAUCCAAAAUAUAUACAAUCUACAUCUUCAGAAGCCUCCGGACACAGUCACGUACUCGAAGCGUAUGCCUGAGAUCGAGACAUUGAUGGCUGAGUGGCCAGCCGAAAUUGAGUCACUGUUGUCUUCGGGCGAGAUGCAGGUACCACCGCCAGAGAUCAAUCUGCCGCUGGGUGAAUACGCAACGCUUUUGUGCGAGCUCCUGGAUGUUCCCGUGCAUCGGUCUGCAAAGUCGGAGGCGAGCUCGGGCAAGAAACCUGCCGGGGGGGCCAAAAACUCAAAGACCGCCUACAUUGAGUCACUCCACCUUCUGUUCACACUUUACUGCGAAUUCAAGGCAUCGCAACACUUUGGCAGAACCAUACAUGGCGGAGCUGAGCGGUCGGUGUAAUAGGGGUGUAUCCUGCGGACCUUGUCCAGGUGCGUCUCUGGGUUGUUCAUCAGCACAUCGCCACUAGCGUCAGGCACCCCUGUUAUUGUGCUCAAUUGGACGCAACUAUGUCUCCCUGGUGCUCAAAUGAUGAACAUUAGUGUACCAUGUAUCUGUCGCCAAAUAUCUAUUUCAAUAUAUUACUGCG